Molecule: messenger RNA, 6626 nt
Organism: Hippocampus zosterae (dwarf seahorse)
Lineage: Eukaryota; Metazoa; Chordata; Actinopteri; Syngnathiformes; Syngnathidae
Gene: eif4g1a
Product: eukaryotic translation initiation factor 4 gamma, 1a
Exons: 33
Coding region: 505-5670 (1721 amino acids)
Cellular component (GO): eukaryotic translation initiation factor 4F complex
Molecular function (GO): translation initiation factor activity; protein binding; mRNA binding
Source: RefSeq, a predicted model, not a curated record
UGGCGCCCGCUCCCGAGCAGCAGGGCACGAUGGUACCGGCUUCUCGGCAAGCAACACUGCGCACUAUGGCGUCUCUCUGAGUUCACUCACACGAUAGUUGUGUACAUACCUAACCGGCAAUCCGUCACCAUCGGCGCCUUGAUAAUGGACCUCCGGUCCAGGGGCUUUUUUCGGGGCCAUCGGAAUCACGAUUAGUACGCGUCAAGGACGAAAUUGUUUGAUUUUUCAGCACUGUCACUGUUGCACGCCCCGGGAUUUCAUCAAGUGACAGGAGUAGAGCCGGUUAGCCUGAGCUAGCUCGCUUAGUCACUAGCCAAAGAAGGGCAUCUUGGGUUUGUGUCGGACCGGAGGAAAAAAAGGCCACCAGAGAGGGACAACAUCACGAAUUUCACAGAGGACUCGACGAGAGGUCGACUCUCGGGGUGCAAUCCAGCCGCGCCUUCACACGUUAUCCCGGUUGGCACCCCAUCGCCACCCUAAUGCAGAACCAUAAAAGAACGUGAAAUGAAUAAACCACCGCAGCCUAUACAGGGACCCACCUCUGUCCCAAACCCCGCUCCCUCCCCUGGAUUGACACAGGCUACCUACGGACCUGGGCAGCCUCCGUCUCUUGUUUUUGCCACACCUCCACCCCCUCAGAUGAACUCCGCUCCCCAGCCGAGACAGUUUGCCGCAGGGCCCCGUACGUUACACCAACAGGGUGGAUACCGAGCGCUACAGGGUUAUUAUUCGAACCGUCCGACAAUGGCUACCAGCGCGCCGAGGGUCCAAACAAGCAGCGUAUCUCGACCCGUUGGACCGCCGCAUGUCUACCCGCAGAGCUCGCAGAUGAUGAUGAUUCCCCAGCAGCAGCUGUCAUUCCCCGGCUCCCCUCAGGGUUACUUCCUCCCCCCUGGACAGUACCGGGCCCCUUUCAUGACACCUACUCAGCAGUAUCCUGUGACCAGCGGUACUGCAGGCUUCUAUACAGGGACCAACCCUGCUGAAUACUCCGGCUAUGAGCCCUCUCUUGCUGCGAGGGAGAGGCGGGGUGGCGGGGGGAGAGGCGGCGGCCGAGAGAACGGCCGUCUCUCUCUCCACGGUGCUCCUCUCACCUCCCAGCGCUACCCCGCAGCAGCAUACUACCCGGCUCAGCCGCAGUACUCUCCAUCUGUCCAGCCUGCACAGGUCAUUAUCAACCCUGCCCAGCAACAGCAACCAGCCCCCCCUCCUCAGCAGCAACCAGCACCGACACAAGGCCCACCAAAGAGGGAACGUAAACCGGUAGUGUGUCACAACAAAAGGGCAGCGGACCUCUUGUCUGAGAUCAGAAUACGUGACCCAACCCAGGGCGGACGAGAUAUCACGGAGGAGAUCAUGUCUGGCGGAAGGUCUACCACUACACCAACUCCACCACAGGCCAACGUCACAGAAGCCGGACUCGCACAGACUAACGGUGAAGUCAUUCCGCCUGUUGCAGCAGUCUCGAGUCGAGAUGACAUUGUCGAGCAUGUUGCCACUGUUGAGACCCCACCACCUCCUCCCACUACAAAUCCUGAGCCCGCAUUGGAAAGCGCACAGGAGGCGGACAACCAAAAUGUGCCGGCUGCGCAGGCGGAACCCGUCGCUCUUGAUCUGGCUCCUGAGGUGCUGGCCCAAGUGGUGGAGGAACAGCCAGUACCCGCUGUUCUGCCUGCCAUUAUAUCGGCCUCCUCCACUGUGGAAGUUGAAAUGGACACCAAUGUCGCUGACCCAGUAGACGCUCCCGUCUGCCCCUCUCCUUCGAUGGCGCAAGAGGAGGAACCGCAAGCUGCCCCAGCUCCAUGUGAAAACGUGCCGGAAAAUCAAGUUGAAGAAAUGCAGCUGGCGGAAGAAACGGAAGAGCCCGUGGAGGUCGCAGCAGUGGAGCCUGUUGCUGAAGUUGCAAAAGUCGUAGCCCCCGUUGCAACAGAAACAGAGGAAAUUCAGACAAAGAUGGCAACCGAAGCGCCUCCAGUCUCGGUGCAGGAGCCCAUUGCUCCUCUGACUCCGAAUGCUGCUGCCGAGCCCGAGCCCAUACCCCAGCCCACACCGGCGGAACCAGCAGAGCUUCCCCUCUCCAACGGCCUCCCCCAGGAUGUGCAGGAACUCGGUGAGGAAGACAUUACACCCUGCGACCAGCCAGAUGCUUUUCAAUCUCAGGAAUCCCCACCUGUGGCUAAAACAGCAGCGUCAGUUGUGGAAGACGUGGAUGUGAAGGAGAAGGAGGUGGUGGCGAUGAAAGAGAAAAAAGAGGAAGUAGUGAAGGUAGCAGAAAGUGAGGAAGUUCCUCCUGUCGCUGUGAACUGUCCUACAGAGGAAUCCGCUAUGCAUGCUGCUACGUCUGUGCCAAAGAAGAGGAGGAACAUGAAGGAAAUCAACAAGAAGGAGGCCAUUGGAGACCUCCUCGAUGCCUUCACAGAGGAGCAGGAUGCCAAGCCUGCCGCAGAGCCCUCGUCCGCUCGGGCCGACCCUGUCCCUGUUGCUCCAGCUGAACCUCCCGCCGAGGUGGUGGACGAGACCUGGGAGGAGAAGGAGGACAAGCAGAAUGCAGAAACAGAAUCCAAAGCUGAGUCCACUGACAAGAAAUACCAGUACAAAGAAGAACAAUGGAAGCCAAUAAACCCAGAGGACAAAAAACGCUACGACCGAAAAUUCCUACUGGGCUUCCAGUUCAUUAGUGCCAGCAUGAACAAACCUGAAGGCCUGCCUGUCAUCAGUGACGUGGUUCUGGACAAGGUCAACAAGACUCCGUUGCGGCCUGCAGACCCAGUUAGAGUGCAGGAUUUUGGGCCAGAUUUCACCCCUUCGUAUUUGGGUAACCUGGGCAGUAGAUCAGUUGGAGGACCACGUGGACCACCCCCCGGGCCACGGCGUUCCCAGCAGGGUCAGCGGAAGGAACCGCGCAAAAUCAUCACGAGCAUGUCGCUUAACGACGACGUGCAGCUAAACAAGGCCGAAAAAGCCUGGAAGCCCUCAGCUAAAAAGGGCCCGCGUAGCCGUGGCGAGGAAGAGGUCACGGCGGCGACUGAUGAAGACCUAACGCCUGAGCAAGCCCAAACGCAAGAGAUCUUGAAGCGACUGCGCAGUAUCCUAAACAAGCUGACUCCGCAGAAAUUCCAGGAGCUGAUGAAUCAGGUGAAGGAGCUGACCAUAGACUCAGAGGAGAGGUUGAAGGGCGCCAUCGACCUCAUUUUUGAGAAAGCCAUCUUGGAGCCCAGUUUCUCCGUGGCCUAUGCCAACAUGUGCCGCUGCCUUUCGGGGUUGAAAGUCCCCACCUCAGACAAACCAGGAUACAUUGUGACCUUCCGCAAACUGUUGCUAAACCGCUGCCAGAAAGAGUUUGAGAAGGACCAGGAUGACGAUGAGUUCUUCGACAAAAAGCAAAAGGAGAUGGAGGCCGCCAAAGAUGACGAAGUGCGCGAGCGCAUGCGUGUCGAGCUGGAGGAGGCCCGAGACAAGGCCAGACGCCGCUCGCUGGGUAACAUCAAGUUCAUCGGGGAACUCUUCAAGCUCAAGAUGCUAACGGAGGCCAUCAUGCACGAGUGUGUGGUCAAACUACUGAAGAAUCAUGAUGAAGAGUCUCUGGAGUGUCUCUGCAGGCUGCUCUCCACCAUUGGCAAGGACCUGGACUUUGAGAAAGCCAAGCCCCGCAUGGAUCAGUAUUUCAAUCAAAUGGAAAAGAUCAUCAAGGAGAGAAAAACAUCAUCCCGAAUCCGCUUCAUGCUGCAAGAUGUCUUGGAUCUCAGACGGUGUAACUGGGUGCCCCGUAGAGGAGACCAGGGCCCGAAAACCAUCGACCAGAUCCACAAGGAAGCCGAGAUGGAAGAGCACAGGGAGCACAUCAAAGUCCAGCAGCAGCUCAUGUCCAAAAAGGACACGGGUGGUGGCAGGAUGGGUGGAGGUCCGGGCGGCCGGGGCCCUCACACACCGGGAGGUGGCCGGGGCAGCGUGCCCCAAGAUGAGGGCUGGAACACUGUGCCCAUCACAAAGAGACCCUACGACACUGCUCGCCUCAAGAUCACUAAGCCUGACAAUCCGGACCUCAACAAUCAGCGGUUGGCUCCGUCAGGCAAAGGUUGGGGCAAAGGUAGCAGUGGAGGAAUGGGUGUUAAAACUGCAACAGGAGACCAAGACUCUGGUCGCUCAACCACAAGCACCGUCAACCGAUUCGGUGCCCUGCAGCAGUCUAGCUCCUUGUCCUCAGACUCGGAUCGCAGAGCUCCUCAGAGGUCAAGCUCCAGUCGCGAGCGAGGUGGCGACAGAGACCGGGCCGAUCAGGACCGAGAUCGCUUUGACCGCUUCGACCGCGAUGACAGAAACAGCCGUAGCCAAAACACCAAGCGGAGUUUCAGCAGAGAAACGGAGGAGCGUGGCGGAAGGGGCGGCGACAAUAAGCCCACCAAUGAGCCCGUGCGCCGUGUGGCUAGCAUGACUGACAGCCGCGAUCGGGGCAGCAGAGAUCGAGGCAGCCGGGACCGAGGCAGCAGAGACAGAGGAAGCCGGGACCGAGGCCCAAGCAAAGACCUCCCAGCAAAGCGUGAGACAGCUCCCGCCCCUUCUCUUCCAAAACCAGCACUGACCGAAGAGGAGGUUGAAAAAAAGUCCACUGCCAUCAUUGAAGAGUACCUCCACAUCAAUGACUUGAAGGAGGCGCUCCAGUGCGUGGCCGAGCUCAACAGCAGCGCAUUGCUCUACGUGUUCGUGCGGCAGGGCAUGGAGUCAACGCUGGAACGUAGCACCAGUGCUCGAGAGCACAUGGGCAUGUUGCUGCACAAACUCACCAGUUCGGGGACCAUGCCUGCUCCGCAGUAUUUCAAAGGGCUUCUACAGAUCCUGGAGGUGGCCGAAGACAUGGCCAUUGACAUACCUCACAUCUGGCUCUACCUGGCUGAAAUCAUCACCCCCAUGCUUCUUGAAGGCGGCAUCCCUAUGAGGCAGCUCUUUGGGGAGAUCGCCAAGCCUCUCUUGCCUCUGGGGAAGGCCAGUGUGUUGCUGGUGCACAUCCUCCACUUGCUGUGCAAGGGGAUGACUCGCAGUAAGGUCGGCGCCCUGUGGAAAGAGGCAGGACUGAACUGGAGCGACUUCCUUUCCAAGAAUGAAGACGUCAACAAGUUUGUCACUGACCAGAAAGUGGAGUUCACAACCGGCGAGGAGCAGGAGUCCAAGGAGAGCACUAAGAAGUCUCUGAGUGCGGAUGAGCUGAGGCAAGAGCUGGACCGCCUCCUCCGCGACAAGGCCAGCGACCAGCGGAUCAAAGACUGGGUGGAGGCCAACCUGGAUGAGCAGCAGAGCUCCUCCAACCAGUUUCUACGCGCGCUCAUGACCGCCGUGUGCCAGUUGGCCAUCACAGGGGACCCGUACAAGGUGGACGUGCCGCUGAUCAACAACAGAGCCGCCCUGCUGCAGAGCUUCCUGAGCGACGAGCAGAAGGAGCUGCAGGGGCUAUAUGCCCUGCAGGCACUCAUGGUGCAUAUGGAGCAGCCUGCCAACCUCCUGCGCAUGUUCUUCGACGCGCUGUACGACGCCGACGUCAUCAAGGAGGAGGCCUUCUACAAGUGGGAGUCCAGCAAAGACCCAGCGGAGCAGAGCGGCAAAGGCGUGGCCCUCAAGUCCGUCACCGCCUUCUUCACUUGGCUGCGUGAGCCCGAAGAAGAGUCGGACAAGGAAUGAACGCUGCCCCACCUGCGUGGCCCGGAGGAUGAAUAGGUAGCGAUUCAAGGGACGAUCUUGCCGAUGAGGCAGACUCAAAAUCAAAAUCCUCAAUGAGGAUAAAUAUCUUUUUUUUUUUUUUUUUUGAGGGAUAGACUCAAACAAUCAUUUUCUCCUCUCUUCCCUCUCUCCUCCUACUUCAUUGUCUCCCCUCCUUCCCCCGCCUCACCGGCCUGCUCUCCUUGUGAAAUAAACUUCUAAAGUAAUUCAGCAGGAUAGCUCAUGCAGGUUGUGACAUGUUCCCGCCACACCAUUAAGAAACUCACCACACUGCAGAGACCGACAGACUGUUUUUUUUUUUCCUUUUUGAUCUGUGAGAUGAUUGUCAGUCGUGGGUCACCCAGCAUGACUGAAGUGCGUUUCAAAAAAAAGCGCCAUCGCAUGGUCGGGUGGCUCCGCUUUUUUUUUUUUUGUCUCCAGAAAUUCCUUGAGGGGUGGGUGCGCUUUUUCUUGCUGGGAUUUUAAGAGGACAGAUGCACACAAAUGAGGUGUGAUCUCAAUGCUUCCUCGUCAUCACGCUGACUGACUCUUGGUCUUUUUUACCUCCGCUGCGGAGGGACACUUCACCGAACCCAAUCGCCAUUAAAACUUGAAAUCUACAGAAAUCAACUUGAUGCAUUCUAGAAAGUUAAAGCAGAAAAUAUCCGGAAGCCUUUUUCUACAUCAAGUGGGAAACUCCUUUCUGGAGCAUUCUGUAAAUAUAUACUAAUUAAAACCUUGUUUUGUUUUGUGGUUAUUUUUGAAAUAACAGUUGUCCGGAUGCAGAGAGGUGCUUUAGAUAAUCCUUUGAUUAUUAGUUUUAUUGGAAUUUUGUAAAUAUAUUUUUUUGCUUUCUUUAUUUAAGAAAUUCUGGCUUCUUUUGCAUCGGAAACUGGAAACAUGAGGAACAUUGCAAAUAAAGGACUUAUUAAGUUGCA